Molecule: messenger RNA, 2213 nt
Organism: Polyodon spathula (Mississippi paddlefish)
Lineage: Eukaryota; Metazoa; Chordata; Actinopteri; Acipenseriformes; Polyodontidae
Gene: ehd3
Product: EH-domain containing 3
Exons: 7
Coding region: 552-2204 (550 amino acids)
Biological process (GO): clathrin-dependent synaptic vesicle endocytosis; endosomal transport
Cellular component (GO): plasma membrane; clathrin-coated pit; presynaptic membrane
Molecular function (GO): protein binding; GTP binding; molecular adaptor activity
Source: RefSeq, a predicted model, not a curated record
GUGGUAUUUAAAUAAGCCGCAGUAAGGAGCCGCAGUACCUGUGGUCUACUGAGAUUCUGUGCAGCGGUGGGACAUCGUUUUAAAAUCAAUUUGCUGAAAUACGUAUAAUUUUAUAUCCAAUAUUUUAGAUCAAGAGAAGAAGUAAUUAAUUUGCCGCUUUAGUGUUUCAAUGUAAGAGAUAAAGUGAUUUGUUUGUGUGGGUCCUCCACGUUAUGAAUGAAAAGCUUGCAUUUUUAUGUUUCAAUUGAUUUUUUUUUACUAAUUUUCCUGACGACAGUGCAGAGGUCCAUUUACUAAAGCUGAAUGCAUUUUUCAAGCUUUUUCUUUUAAGGCAAAUAAAGGAUUUUGGUUAACUGCGGAAAAGCCCUGCUUUCUCUCCUGCUAAGCGUCUCUACUGAAGCAAAACAAAUAAUUUUGUAUAUUUUACAUGAAAUAUUGUAGUUUGGCCUCAAAAAUAAAAGCAAAACACAAAAACCGUAGUACAUAAUUUUGUUUUUCAUCAAGAGCAUUUUUAAAUCAAGUGAAAGGUAUACACUAGAUUACGCUGCACCAUGUUCAGCUGGUUGGGUAAUGAUGACAGGAGGAAGAAGGAUCCAGAGGUGUUCCAGACUGUCAGCGAGGGUCUUAAGAAGCUCUACAAGACCAAGCUGCUGCCCUUGGAGGAACAUUACAAAUUUCACGAGUUCCACUCGCCAGCCUUGGAAGAUGCCGAUUUUGACAACAAGCCCAUGGUCCUGCUGGUUGGUCAGUACUCCACUGGAAAGACCACCUUCAUUCGGUACCUGUUGGAGCAGGAAUUCCCUGGUAUGAGAAUUGGUCCAGAACCAACAACUGACUCCUUCAUAGCAGUGAUGCACGGUGAUGUGGAGGGGAUAGUCCCAGGAAAUGCCUUGGUUGUGGACCCCAAAAAACCUUUCCGGAAGCUGAAUGCAUUUGGCAAUGCUUUUCUUAACAGGUUUGUGUGUGCCCAGCUCCCAAACCCAGUGCUGGAGAGCAUCAGUAUCAUUGACACACCAGGUAUCCUGUCCGGGGAGAAACAGAGGAUCAGCAGAGCUCAAGAGGAGGGUUAUAGCUGGCUCCGUAGAUGCCCGUAUGGAGGCUAUGACUUUGCUGCGGUGCUGGAGUGGUUUGCGGAGAGAGUUGACCGAAUCAUUCUCCUGUUUGAUGCCCACAAACUGGACAUCUCGGACGAGUUCUCUGAAGUGAUCAAGGCGCUGAAGAACCACGAGGACAAGAUCCGUGUGGUCCUGAACAAAGCUGACCAGAUCGAGACACAGCAACUGAUGAGGGUCUAUGGUGCCUUGAUGUGGUCUCUGGGGAAGAUAGUCAACACUCCAGAGGUGAUCCGGGUUUACAUCGGCUCCUUCUGGUCUCACCCGCUGCACAUUCCUGACAACCGCAAGCUCUUUGAGGCAGAGGAGCAAGACCUCUUUAAGGAUAUUCAGAGUCUACCCAGAAAUGCUGCUUUGAGGAAGCUGAAUGACCUGAUCAAGAGGGCAAGGCUUGCUAAGGUUCAUGCCUACAUUAUUAGCUCUCUGAAGAAAGAGAUGCCUGCUGUGUUUGGAAAAGAAAACAAGAAAAAAGAACUAAUUGGCAGUUUAGGGGAGAUCUACAGCAAGAUUGAGAAGGAACAUCAGAUCUCUCCAGGGGACUUCCCCAACCUAAAGAAAAUGCAGGAGCUGUUACAGUCUCAUGAUUUGAAUAAAUUCCAACCCCUUAAGUCCAAGCUACUAGAUAUGGUGGACGAUAUGCUGGCUCACGAUAUCGCCCAACUCAUGGUGCUGGUGCGGCAGGAGGAGACUCAGAAACCCAACCAAGUUGUGAAGGGUGGUGCUUUUGAGGGCACUAUGAACGGCCCCUUCGGCCACGGUUAUGGGGAAGGAGCAGGAGAAGGCAUCGACGAGAUUGAGUGGGUGGUGGCCCGAGACAAGCCCAUGUAUGAUGAGAUCUUCUACACCCUGUCGCCCGUCAACGGGAAGGUGACAGGCGCCAACGCCAAGAAGGAGAUGGUGAAGUCCAAGCUGCCCAACACCGUUCUGGGCAAGAUCUGGAAGCUGGCAGACAUUGACAAAGAUGGCAUGCUGGAUGACGAGGAAUUUGCUCUGGCUAACCAUCUUAUCAAGGUUAAAUUGGAAGGUCAUGAGCUGCCAAGUGAUAUUCCUUCCCAUCUUAUUCCCCCUUCUAAGAGGAAAAUCACUGAAUAAAAGGUUUUG